UGCAAUCGAGUAUUUUGAUUAUUGGUAGAUCCGAACAGAUCUCGUCUCAGUAAUGGAAUACCACCUGGACGAGGAUUAUUGCUUUCUGAUUCUUCAGUUUUUUCUCCAACAAAAUAAUUCCGACGACCGAAAAACAUUCUGUUUAUUAUCAACAGUGAAUGGUCAUUUAAAAACUGGUGGAUUUGUUGACGGCUUAUACGGUGAAUUUUCAAGUGUGUAUUGGAUCCGAAAUGUCGACUUUGAUUUCCCGCGAAAGAUGGAACGUGGAGGCGUCGGAAAUCGCGAGGAACACUCACAACCCUAUAAGAUCCAUCAUAGAGAGCCUCGUCGUCGAGCCCAACCCUGCUAAAUCCGUGAUAGCUUUAUCCAUAGGUGACCCAACGACUUUUGGUAAUUUAAAACCACCCAAAGAAGCGAUCGAUGCUGUCCAAGAAAGUCUUCUUUCUCAAUCGUAUAAUGGAUAUGCACCAAGUACAGGAUACCAGAUGGCAAAAGAAGCUGUGGCAGACUAUAGUUCCAGCGAAUUUGUGGAUGUGGAUCCUAAGGAUGUAAUCCUGUGUAGUGGAUGUUCCUGUGCUUUGGAUCUUUGUAUCACCGCUCUAGCUAGAAGGGACCAGAAUAUCCUGAUACCACGACCUGGUUUUUCAAUCUAUAGAACAUUGGCAGAGGGUCUUGGGAUCACUGUAAAAUCAUAUGAGUUACGUCCUGAAUUUGGCUGGGAGAUUGAUCUGAACGACCUGGAAUCACAGAUCGAUGAAUCGACGGCGGCGAUAAUUAUAAACAAUCCUUCGAAUCCGUGUGGUUCUGUAUUUAGUCGAAACCACACACUUGACAUUCUCGACGUGGCUGCUCGUUAUUACGUACCCAUUAUAGCCGAUGAGAUUUACGAGCACAUGGUAUUUCCAGGACGAACUUUUCAUUCGUUAGCGUCCUUGUCGAACGAAGUUCCUAUUUUGUCGUGCAGUGGUCUGACAAAAAGAUUUUUAGUGCCUGGCUGGCGUAUGGGUUGGAUUAUUAUUCACGAUCGUCAAAAUAUUUUGAAUAAAGAGAUACGGAAAGCACUUCACUGUUUGAGUCAGAGAAUUAUCGGCAGUAACACGCUGAUUCAAGGUGCGCUUCCAGCGAUCCUGAAAAACACCCCUCAAAACUUUUACGACAAUAUCAUGCACACGUUGUAUAACCAUUCAAAGGUAGCAUACAACUGUAUAACAAAGGUUCCUGGAUUGAAACCAAUAAUGCCAGACGGUGCGAUGUACAUGAUGGUUCACAUAGAUCUAUCUUGUUUUCCGGAAUUUAAUUCCGACUUGGAAUUCGUGCAACGGUUGUUAAUGGAGGAAUCCGUGUUUUGCCUUCCUGGCCAGUGCUUUGAUUAUCCGUCCUACAUGCGAUUGGUGAUAACAGUGCCCACGGACAUGUUGGAAGAAGCUUGUCAAAGGAUUCGGGAAUUUUGCGAAAGGCAUCAUUACAAAACGGCUGAACAUACCCGUAGAAAUAGUUUCUUUGACGGAGAAAUAUCCUGCUGAAAACGAAGCGAAUUAGUUUGAUGCGUUACCAGUUUCGUUUCAGCAGUACUUAUUUGAGUUACAUAAUCAUUUGUGGAUACUCAUGAAAGAAACCAAACGAAGACAGAUAGUUUGAUUUAUUUGAUUGUCAACUUUUUAAGUUUUUUUAAGUUUCUUUAUAGUGCUUGUAAGAUUUGACCUCAAUGUUCAAGAAGAAAUAUGCUGGAGUAUUUAACUCUUGAGUAGGCACAUGGGCUCAUAGGCACGUCAAAAAACAAUUGACCGCAAGCAGUUUCUCAAUAUGAAUAAAAAAAUAUUUCAUAUUCCUAUAA
This is a messenger RNA of Osmia bicornis bicornis, 1834 nucleotides long. RefSeq names its product tyrosine aminotransferase (gene Tat). The transcript has 11 exons. Lineage: Eukaryota; Metazoa; Arthropoda; Insecta; Hymenoptera; Megachilidae. Gene Ontology annotation, biological process: biosynthetic process; aromatic amino acid metabolic process. The record is from RefSeq and is a predicted model, not a curated record. Bases 231 to 1523 code for a protein of 430 amino acids. Gene Ontology annotation, molecular function: L-tyrosine:2-oxoglutarate transaminase activity; pyridoxal phosphate binding.